Molecule: messenger RNA, 1337 nt
Organism: Phytophthora nicotianae INRA-310
Lineage: Eukaryota; Oomycota; Peronosporomycetes; Peronosporales; Peronosporaceae
Exons: 1
Coding region: 65-1156 (363 amino acids)
Biological process (GO): protein deneddylation
Cellular component (GO): COP9 signalosome; cytoplasm
Molecular function (GO): protein binding; deNEDDylase activity; metallopeptidase activity
Source: RefSeq, a predicted model, not a curated record
CAAGCCAAUCGUAAUGCGUCGUUUUGGAUUGGAGAAUUAGUAGACAUCAAUCUUCCAGGUUGCGAUGAGCGAGGCGAAGGCUCCGGCUCCAGCGACGUCCAUGUCGGACGCUGCCUAUGCCUUUGAUGAGGAGGUUCUCAAGGACGUUCGCAAUAAUAAGGUAUGGAUGCAAGACCCUAAAUAUUUCAAGAAGGUGAUUGUGUCGCCUGCCGCCACCAUGAAGAUGCUCAACCACGCCAACUCUGGAGUGGAGAAAGGGAUCAAGGCCGGCGGGAAGCCUGUGGAGAUCAUGGGACUUAUUAUGGGGCGACCGUCCACUGGAACUGACAGAGAUGCGGGAGAUGCCCACACACUCGUGGUCACCGACUGCUUCCCGCUGCCUAUCGAGGGCGCCGAGACUCGCGUACUGGCAGAUGACGCGGAGGUUAUCAACUACAUGAUCUCGCUGGGCGAGGCCGUGGAGCAGACGCGCAAGGAAAAGUUUAUGGGCUGGUACCACAGCCACCCGUUCGACGUGGAGGUGCACAGCCACUGCUUCCUCUCGGCCACGGACGUCAGCACGCAGCUGCAGUGGCAGCGCUCGGAAGAUCCGCACGGUAACCCGUGGUUGGCUAUUGUGCUGGAUCCACUGCGCUCACUGUCCAAGAAACGCCCGGAGAUGGGUGCUUUCCGCGUGUACCCGCCGGAGUUUGCUGCCCCUGUGAACGAGACACCCGACGGAACGAUUGUCACGGACGAGAGUGCGAGACUCGAGCGCUGGGGUAACUGCUGGAACCGCUACUACACGCUAGAGAUCGACUACUUUAUGAGCUCUCUCGGCUCCCAGGUUGUCAGUGUUCUCUCAGAAGAGUUCCUGUGGAUGCGUACGCUGAGCUCCAACACGAUGCAAGAGCGUGAGAACCGUGAUCGCUUCUCGGAGCGAAUUCAGUUGCUGGCGAACAAACUGGAUGGUUGUGAGGCUCAUUUAAUGCCCCGUGUCAGUCGCACCGCGUCGCGUAUUGGAGAAUACUAUGUGCCCGAAAAGCAGCAGUCGCACAAGGAAGCCGAGGAGUCGGCGCUCGACAAGAUCACUCAGGCAGCGAACGAACUCGCCAUCGAGAACUCGCUCGGCCAGGAAUUGCAGGUCACCAAGAAGGCCCUCUUCAAUGACAAGUGACGUGGUUUUUCGCUACCAUUUUUUUCGUAUGAAAGUAUCGCAAGGUAAUAAACGUGGACUGCGUGGGUUAUCUUCAGAACUCGGCGAUAAAUUAUUGCCACUCAAGCUAGUCUAAAACAACUUUGUCUUGGUUCUUCCUUCUCCCAUUGCAAAUAACUCCUCCGCAAUUCGUUCUUGCUCU